CGGGUUUGGGCGCGGGGCGUGGCCAAAGCGAAAGCGAAAGCGAUGGCGCGAGCGCGGCUGGCGCUGGCGGGGCUGUUCCUGGCCUGCGGGGGGGUGGCGGUUUCUGGGGACCCCCCCCCCGCCCUGCGCUGCCCCCUGCUGGACGAGCGCGGCGCCCCCUCCCCCCGCGGGGCCCUGCUCCGGCUUUUGGGGGGUCCCGAGGCCUCCCCGGCCCCCGACCCCCAGCGGGACCCCGAGAACGCCUUCGAUGUCAUCGACCCCUUGGGGGUGCUGGGGGAAUUUUGGGGUCCCUCCCGGGAGCCCCCCCGGUGCGAGCUCAGCCCCACAGUGCCGCUGCUGCCACCCCCGGGGAUGUCCCCGGGGUCCCCGCGGUGCCACCCCGGGCUGGGGAUGCGCUGGUGGCUCCUGGCCCUGGGGACGCCCGAGGGGGAGGGGACGGCGCUGCUGCAGCAGGGGGGAGGAGACCCGCCCCUCCUCAAUGUGUCCCUGUUGGUGUCCACACGGACGCCGCGGACACAGGCGCUGCUGGGGGCGCCAGGGCGGCUGCACUGCGCCUUCGCGCCCCCAGCCGGGCCCUUCACGCUGCAGUGGCUACAGCACCGCCACGGCGCCACGCGGCGCCUGCUGGCCUUCGACUCAGCCGCUGCCCAUCGCACCGAGGCCGUGCCGGGGGUGCUGCUGUUCCUGGGGGGCCACGGGAGCCCCCCCAGUGCCUCACAGUCCUCCCAGCCGUCGAGGGGCACCAGGGAGGUGUCACUGCAGCUGCCGCCGCUCUCGGUGUCGGACGACGGUGCCUUCGUCUGCUCCGUGAGCGCGCUCCACGGGCAGGUGCAGCAGGUGCUGCAGCUGCACGUGAUUGCCCCUCCCCGGGUGUCUCUGCUGCCGUCCCGGCUGUCCCCGGGGGUCCUGGCUGAGCUGCGCUGCGACGCCGUCGGCUUCUUCCCGCUGGACGUGGAGAUCCGCUGGGAGCGCCGCACCCACGGCCACACCUGGCCAUACCUGGGGGACACCUCAGGGGACACCCCGGGGACCACCCUGGGGCCCAGCUGGAGCUCCGGGCACCGGCGGGCAGCCGACGGCACCUUCAGCCGCAGCGCGGGGCUGCGCGUGGCCGCGGUGGCGCCGGGGGACAGCUACAGCUGCCUGGUGACACACGUGGCGUGGAACGUGCCACACCGGGUCACCGUGGUGGUGGCAGGUGAGGGACACCUGGGGACACACCUGGGGACAUCAGGGACAAGGUGCCACCGGGCCCAGCGUGGAGGACAUGGCGGGGAUGGCCCUGGUGGCCUUCGUCAUCGGGGGGCUCAGCCUGAGCCUGUGGCCCUUGGCGGGGAAGUGACACCAGUGUCCCCGAUGUCCCCAGUGUCCCCCUUCAUCUCUGUGUCCCCAUGUCCCAGGUGUCCCCAGGUACCCAGUGUCCCCAGGUAUCCCCAGUGUCCCCAGUGACCCCUUCAUCUCCGUGUCCCCGAUGUCUCCAAGUGUCUCCAGGGGGGCUUUUCAUUUGACAGCUCUGAUGUCCCCAAACCCCCAAAAAUGUCCCCAACCUCCCCCAAAAUGUCCCCAACCACAAAUGUCCCCAAGCUCCCCAAACUUCCCCAAUGUCCCCAAAUGUCCCCAAUGUCUCGAAGCCCCCAAAGUCCCCAAGUGUCCCCAGUGUCUCAAAGUCCCCCCAUUGUCCCCAAAAUGUACCCAAAUAGUUCCAGAAUAAACGGGGGGGGGGGGUGACAUCCCCCCUCAAACCGAUACAUCCUGAGUGGGGAUUGGGGACAUCUGGGGAGGUUUGGGGAUGUCGGGGAGUUUGGGGACAUUUGAGGAGGUUUGGGGACAUUUGGGGAAUCUGGGGACAUUUGGGAACUUUGGGGACAUUUGGGGAGGUUUUGGGACAUUGGGGAGUUUGUGGACAUUUGGGGACACUGGGGACACCAGUGGGGUUGGUGGCACGGGAGGAGUUUGUUCCAGUUUGGAUUUUAAGGUUCUUUUUAAAGCAUUGAUUAAAAAACCCAAAGCACGAAUUUAAAGUCGUUAAAGAACCAA
This is a messenger RNA of Taeniopygia guttata (zebra finch), 2037 nucleotides long. RefSeq names its product tapasin (gene TAPBP). Lineage: Eukaryota; Metazoa; Chordata; Aves; Passeriformes; Estrildidae. The record is from RefSeq and is a predicted model, not a curated record.